AUGGCGGAUUUGGAGAACUUGUUGUUAGAGGCGGCUGGAAGAACCGGUGCGUCAGGAAGAAAUAAUCUCUCUCGUCAGACAAGACGUCGAAGAGAGGGAUCUUAUUCAGACGAUGAUUCAGGAGAUGAUGAUUCAGAUAGCCCAGGGUACAGAGGCAGAAAGCCCUCUGGAUCUCAGGUUCCUCUUAAGAAAAGGCUCGAUCCUGUGGAGAGAGAUAGCAGAGGUGGUCGAGGGGACAAUGGCUACGAUGAUGAUGAAGAUGGACACAGUGGCAAUGAUUCUGACAGUGCCCCAUCAGUCGGAAGUGACCUUUACAGAGAUGAAGAGGACAGGGAAAACCUCGCGAACAUGACUGAGUUGGAUAGGGAGAUGAUUCUGACAGAAAGAAGUAUAAAAAGAGAUGACUACCAGUUGAAGAAGAAGGCGAGGGCGUCGUCAUCAAAGAGUGACAAGAAGUCCAGAAAAGAAACUCCUCCUUUAUCAAGAAGCGGGCGAUCGUCAACCAUAACUGACAAAUCUGCAGCCAAAGAUGAUGCACUGAACGAGAUACUUUCGAAAAGGUUGAGACAACAUGAUUCAGAUGGUUAUCGUAGACCGAGAGAUUCAGGCGGAGGCAUAGACGGUGCAGUUGGUGGGAACCGGGAUUCUUCACCUCCGAAGCGCAAGGCCCAUCCAGUUGCAUCAAGCCCUUCUAGUGACUCCAGCUUGAGCGAAAGCGAAGGCAGGGGCGCAGGGAGGAGAGAGGGAGUCUCUUCAGCCAAGCAAAUGGUCGAUAGUGAUGAUGAUAAUUCUGGGUCUGACACCGAGCCACUUACAUUUGAUGACAUAAAACAGAUCACGAUCCGUAGGUCAAAGCUGGCCAAAUGGUUCAUGGAGCCCUUCUUCGAGGAGCUCGUUGUCGGGUGCUUUGUCCGAGUCGGAAUUGGGAGGACCCGAUCCGGAGUGAGCCUGUACAGGCUCUGCUUCGUUCUGAAUGUAGAUGCCAGUGAUCCCGAUCGUCUUUACAAAUUUGAGAACCGGAGCACCUACAAAUAUCUCAACUGUGCUUGGGGCUCUGAGUCCUCCGCUGCCAGGUGGCAGAUGGCCAUGAUCUCGGACUCUCCCCCUUCCACUGAGGAGUACAAGUCUUUGCUGAAGGAGAUUGAGCGCAGCAAUGGGAGAAUGCCGAGCAGGCAGGAUAUACUAAAGAAGAGAGAGGCUAUUCAGAAGAUCAACAAUUUUGUCUAUUCAGCGGCCACCGUGAAGCAGAUGCUGAUGGAGAAGAAGUCUGCCUCUUCCCGGCCACUGAAUGUGGCAGCCGAGAAGGACCGACUCCGCAAGGAAAUGGAGGUGGCCCAGAGCCGCGGUGAUGAAGCCGAGAUAGAGAGGAUCAAAGACAGGCUGAAGGGCCUGCAGGAUAUGUCCCGGCAGGGAAAGGACGCAAAGGCCGUUCGGCUGGCAGAGAUGAACAAGAAGAACAGGGAGGAGAAUUUCAAGAACGCCUCGGAGUUGAAGCCCGUGAACACCAGCCUGAAGGCUGGAGAAGCGGGAUAUGAUCCCUUUUCGAGGAGGUGGACUCGUUCGACGAAUUACUAUGCGUCAAAACCCGGAGCAGAGGGGGAUGAAACCACUGCAAAUGGUCCCACGGAGAUCUCCUCCGUUCGGCAUGGAGUACCCUUGGUGAAGGCCGGUGAGGUGGCCACAGCCGCCGCUCUUGAGGCAGCGGCGGGGGCAGGGAAGCUGGUGGACACGGCUGCACCAACCGACCAAGGCACCGAGUCAAAUCUGCUGCACAACUUUGAAUUGCCCAUCUCGUUAUCCGGGCUGCAGAAGUUUGGGGGCCCGCAGGGGUCACAGAUGGGGUUCAUGGCGAGGAAGCAGAGGAUCGAGGCCACAAUAGGGUUCAAGUUGCCGGAGAAUGAUGGGAGGAGGCAUUCCUUGACGCUGACGGUCAGUGACUACAAGCGCCGAAGGGGUCUGCUCUGA
This is a messenger RNA of Spirodela intermedia, 1965 nucleotides long. NCBI's taxonomy places the organism in Eukaryota, Viridiplantae, Streptophyta, Magnoliopsida, Alismatales, Araceae. The record is from the annotation of a GenBank genome assembly.